UGAAGCGGUAACCUGCAGUUGAGGUUGUAGCGCGGCAAUAGAGGCCGGAGCAGAGUCAGUCUGCGCGAGUCUUGCGAGUGGUGAACAUCGCGUUCUCUGUCCGCUCGUCGGUUUCGUUCACUGUUCAAUUGAAACCAUCUUUUUUUCCACUCGUCUUUCGCUCUUCCACGCAUCGUUCGCUCCCAAAGCAAGAGAAUUUGUCGAACAGCGGUUUAGAGGGUCGAUUUUAUUUAAUCAAAAUAAAAAAUAAAAAAUAAAAAAGAAAAAUCGAGAAGACGAGAAGAGAAAUAGAUAAAUUCAUCCACAGGAAACAUUCCAGCACAGAUGGUCAGAGGAUCGUUGCCUGAUAUCGCAGUAACGAUGGCAUCGGGAAGAGAAAUUUACGGUGCAUUCAGCUUGAUCGUUGACGAUGUCGAUUCCCACUCGAUAUCAAGCGAGAACUCGGAUUUGGAUGGUUUAUCGAAUGAAACCAGUUCUCAGAACUCGUCUUCCCAAACGCCAUUGGACAGUCCAGGCGGACCUAGGGAAAAAAUCAAGCAGAUGCAAGUGGAAGCCGAAACUAGAAGAGGGGAAUUUGCGAGAUUACUCGAGGAACACGCUCAGGUAGUAAGAAAAUUAAAAAUGAUGGAAGCCGAGGAACAACUCUCGGCAACUGGAAACGUUGUUGGAGCCACGCACGCGUGAUUCCAUCGUUAACAAUCAUCGUAAAACAAUUGUGAGGAUUGGGACCACCGCGACUAUGCGAUAUACGCGCCGAUUCUUUAAGUGCGAAUUGGAAAUUUAACGGAAAGUGUUGUGUGGAUUUAAUAAAUAGUUUUGUGCGUUUAUUAAUAAAUAACGAUGAUUCAAAAUAGAACAAUGAGAAAUGUAAGAGGAAACUAUUUUUUAAACAAACGUAUAUUUCUAUAGUCUGAAAAUUAUUAUCUGUAUAAUUUCUAUAAGAUGAAAUUUGUUGAGAUUACUUUUUAAACAACGAUACAUUACCAAAAUGAGAUAGGAAAAAAUGUGCAAAUUAAAAACAAGAAAUCCUUGAUCACUGCUUAUUCGUAGGAAAUAUAAUUAGAAAUCUUACCACUAUGACGAAAAUCGCGUCACAAAUUGAUAGAUCUUUAAAUGUGAAACGAACUUUUUGCUUUUCUCUGUAAUUUUAUACAAAACGCUGUAGCGUUUGCAUGUUCGUUUCUAUUUCUUAAAACGAAUCUAAUAUUCGUAAGUGGUGUAGAUAUAUAAAAGUAGAAAUGAUCAAGCGAAAUUUGACAAAAUUUGUUGCUCAUUGCUCUAGAACAAUUUGGCAAAAAAAAUGUUCAAAAUUGACUAAUACGGGAACAUAUUCUCGAUUUGCGUUUAUCACGAAGUCUGAAAAACUUCUUCUUUAAGACAAUAAUAAAAAAAAAAAAACAUUCGGUAUACAUUCUUUAUAAUCUUGAAAUAAUCAGGAUUAAUGUAUCCGAUAUACAUACGCAGCAAAAAUGGCUGGCCUAAACGUGUAGUACAAACUUUCAAAAAAAAAAAGAACAAAAUAUAAUACUAACUAAAAUAACGAGAAGUUUCAGUUUUAGUACUGUUUUCAAUAAACCAUCAUUUUGUAGAACAUUUUUAUUUCCAAAGGAAAAUGUCGAAAUUAUAACUAUGUAGUAAAUAAAUAGUAAAUAAGUACAAGCUUCUACAUUUUAUAGCAUUGUAUAUUUAAGUGUUCCAUAUGUAUAAGUGAGUAAUUUUAUAUACCAUGGAAGCAUAUAUAGAUUCAUAUAAUAGCAUAGGAGUCUAAGCCUGCCGUAAUACACGUCAACUUUUUGUAAAUAGAAUUCUCUUUUAAUAUAAUGCAUCGUUUAAGAUGUUCAUCCACAAGAAGCCUUAUAAUAUAUGUAGUUACACAUUAAAAAAAAGAAAUCAUUAUUGAGAACCUUAUUUUGCGAUUGUUAUAACAUAUUAUAUAAGGUUCGCAUUAAAUACGGACCAAAUAAUCACGAGUAUGAUCUUUUUUGUCUCUAUGUGCACAUUGCGUCAGGUUUUUAUCGAUAUAAAUUAGGUAUUAUUAGGCAUUUAUAGAAAUAUGCAUAUAUACAUAUGUAUUAUAAAA
Apis dorsata (giant honeybee) is the source of this 2080-nucleotide messenger RNA. RefSeq lists its product as uncharacterized. The coding region runs from base 325 to 684 and encodes 119 amino acids. The record is from RefSeq and is a predicted model, not a curated record. The transcript has 3 exons. NCBI's taxonomy places the organism in Eukaryota, Metazoa, Arthropoda, Insecta, Hymenoptera, Apidae.